Messenger RNA from Purpureocillium takamizusanense, 5330 nucleotides. It is a transcript of the gene REV3, whose product is annotated as DNA-directed DNA polymerase. The record is from RefSeq and is a predicted model, not a curated record. The coding region runs from base 78 to 5165 and encodes 1695 amino acids. Gene Ontology annotation, biological process: error-prone translesion synthesis; double-strand break repair via homologous recombination. Gene Ontology annotation, cellular component: nucleus; zeta DNA polymerase complex. Gene Ontology annotation, molecular function: nucleotide binding; DNA binding; DNA-directed DNA polymerase activity. Lineage: Eukaryota; Fungi; Ascomycota; Sordariomycetes; Hypocreales; Ophiocordycipitaceae. The transcript is spliced from 2 exons.
CAUGUAUUCAGCUGAGCGCACGACAUGGAGCAUAUGCGCCCUUCAAAUGUCCCUGAUGGCGCCGCGCCUUGAAAAGCAUGGACUUGUUCCGAGUCAGACUGAACUGCAUCGAUCAUUACCAGGCGACACCCAGCCGUUAUGACCCACAGCUGCGCAACGAUGUGCGGCCGUCGCAGGUUUCGAAAGCCCCGAAGGUUCCGGUUGUUCGGAUCUUUGGCUCUACCGAAACAGGUCAAAAGGUUUGCGCACACGUACAUGGGGCAUUCCCAUACCUAUACGUGGAGUACAGUGGCGGGCUAGCGUCUGAAGAAGUCGGCGCAUUCAUAUAUCGCCUUCACUUGUCCAUCGAUCAUGCCCUGGCCGUGAGCUACAGGCGUGACCAGUAUGGGAACAACGCCAAGUUUGUUGCCAGGAUCACGCUGGUAAAGGGCAUUCCUUUCUAUGGAUUCCACGUCGGCUAUCGACACUUCCUCAAAAUUUACGUGUUCAACCCUGUCGUGAUGACUCGGCUCGCCGACCUCCUACAGCAAGGCGUGAUAAUGAAACGCAAGUUCCAGCCCUACGAGGCGCAUUUGCAAUAUCUGUUGCAGUUCAUGGUCGACUACAACCUGUACGGGUGCGACUACCUUGAUUCGUCCAAGGCGAUUUUUCGAUCGCCUCUGCCACAGCAUGAUCAAGGAUCAAAUUCAUCACACCUUUGGCAUAACGCCUCAGUUCCGGCAGACUUUAUCACGGAUGAUCCGACGCUGCCCCGCGUGAGCCAUUGCUCAAUCGAAGUGGACAUCUGCGUCCAGGACAUUGUCAACAGAAAGAUGGUCAAGGAGCGCCAGGUCCAUCAUGAGUUCAUCGAACGCACAUCGCCGAUACCAAGCGAUCUAAAAUUUGUCUACAGCAUGGCUGGCUUAUGGAAAGACGAAACCAAAAGGAGACAACGACAACUGCCCAAGGCCCAGCAACACAAUAGCCCAUUCCCUCCCGAAGCCCUGGUCUCAAUGUCCGCGGAUCCCCGAGAUUCACAGCCGCAGGGGUGGAUCCAUGAGCAAGAGUAUCAGCAAGAUAUACAGAAUUUAAUCUGUAAGGAGGCCGCCGAUCUGGACGGUGCAGACGUGUCGUUUGAAACGUUUGUAAAGCCCCCAGAACCCGAGCCGGAUGUCAGUACCAUUUUGCAGUCUGUGGAGGACCUAUAUCCUUCCAAGUUGAUGCCGGCUCUUGGCUUGCCACCCAAGCUGGACAACUCAGUGCUGGAUACCGCGAGCAGCAUCGAAGUCGACGAGAAGGCGGCGCUCCAAGUCCAAGAAGAAGACGGUGUUUAUCCAGAAGAUUCCGAUGAGGAGACGUUCCAGAAAAUAAACGAAACAAAUCUACCGGGCGACCAUGAUGCUCAAGCUCACUCACGAAGUCCAGCGGAACGACGGCAAGCCGGUGACGACACGCUACCGCCGUUUGGGGAAAUACCGGGCGUGGCCUUCAGCGUACUGAAGUCGGGAGAGGGCCCGAAGAUACCCGUAACAGACGACCUCCUUGAUGCUGCCGUGGAUGAUGGUUUUCUAUGCAGGGUACCCAAGCGACAUGUCGCAUCCAAACUUGACGCCAAGCGCACCGAGACCGAAACACCCCCGGGUAGUCCCGCUUCAAAGCGACUGAAGUCGAGCACCACGGAAGUCUCUCCAGAUACAAGAUCAGGGGCUGUCAAUCCAGCCCUUGCUGCGAGGAGCAUUCCAAAAGGACCAGAAGAUCCUCACCCGAAAACAAACUCCUUUGUCAGUCGUACAAUGCUGUCGAUACCUUCUGGAAGUUCCGAAGCGGAUCGCACCACCGGAUCUUUUAGAGCUGGAGGCGACCGCGACGGUAUCGUGAAGCGGAGAAACUCACCGUCCACAAAACGACUGAGUCAUGAUACAGGGACGCAAAAGAAGGUGUCCUUUGUAGAUAGUGCCCUUGGUGCUGGAGGUAGCGGAUCGCAGGGUCAUGGCAAGGUCAACGCGGUGUCUGUUCCUACGAGUGGUUGCCCACAGCGAACCUUCGUCUUUGCUGCUCCACCACCCACAUACGCCGACAGCACGAACAUGAAGAAGCACGACUUGCCGGACGUCAUUUAUCAGGAUGCAUACUACAGCAAGGAGAAGGAUGUGCCAGAUCGAAGCCGCGAGUACGCAGGCAGGGAAUAUCGCCUAGAAAGCAACACUGUGCCAUUUCUCCCCCAAUUUGACCUGCGAGCUUUGUUCCCCACCACGCAGAACGAGAGAGCAGAUUCGCAAGGUAUGGCUGGCCUUCAGCGAGAACAAACACGACAGCCGUGGCAAUGCGGCUGGCGUAGUUGGGAAUACACACGUCCCCCACCUGCGUACAGGACAGUAUCGCAGUGGGCCGACAAAAGGGCUCACAACAUACAGAAGAACGUCAGAGAACGCCGUUCAAAGGCCAUGAUACAGCCUGCGGCGAUGUCGCAAAUCGAUGGUCCGACGCCGAAGAACAAGCACGGGUUCAAAUUCACACAGAAGGCGGCGAAAACCAGUGUUCAGCAUGAGGUUCAAUACAUGAGCACCAUGAGCCUAGAGGUGCACGUCAAUAGCCGAGGAAAGUUCAUCCCGAAUCCCGAACAAGACGAGAUUCAGUGCAUAUUCUGGGCCUGUAAGUCUGAUGAGAGGACAUACAAUACCCAGGGGUCAAUCAACGCUCUUCAGUCAGGGGUGUUGAUUCUCUCCCAUGAUGGGGCUGUUGCGCAACGGAUAGCGCAGGCGACAAACGCGUCUGUCGCAGAAGAGGACAGCGAGCUGGACCUGCUAGUACGGAUGGUUGAGAUUGUCAGGACCUUUGACCCGGACGUCCUGACAGGCUUCGAGGUGCAUGGGAGCUCGUGGGGCUAUCUUAUCGAACGCGCAAGACUUAAGUAUGACUACGACUUGUGCGACGAGUUCUCUCGUAUGAGAUCCGAUUCCCAUGGCAGAUUUGGCAAGAACAGUGACCGAUGGGGCUUCAACACAACGUCGACAAUCCGUGUUACUGGCCGACACAUGAUCAACAUUUGGAGAGCGAUGCAGGGCGAGUUGAAUCUUCUGCAGUACACCAUGGAGAAUGUGAUUUGGCAUUUGCUCCAUCGUCGCGUGCCUCACUAUUCCUGGAAGACGCUCACGAAGUGGUACAAGAGCAAUAAACCAGCGGAGCUCGAGAAGCUGCUGCGAUACUACCGAAACCGCGCGCGGCUGGACAUUGAGAUACUCGAAGCCAACGAGCUCAUUGCACGGACCAGCGAGCAGGCCAGGCUCCUUGGUGUCGACUUCUUCUCUGUUUUUUCCAGAGGGUCGCAGUUCAAAGUCGAGUCGAUAAUGUCUAGGAUUGCCAAACCAGAAAACUUCGUCUUUGUAUCGCCGAGCAAGAAGCAAGUUGGCGGCCAAAAUGCACUUGAGUGCCUACCUCUGGUCAUGGAGCCUCAGAGUGCCUUCUACAGCAGCCCGCUCUUGGUGCUCGACUUUCAGAGCCUGUAUCCCAGCGUCAUGAUCGCGUACAACUACUGUUACUCUACGUUUCUCGGACGGAUCAAGAACUGGCGAGGGACGAGCAAGAUGGGCUUUACGGAGUACGAACGCCAGAAGGGUCUGCUCGUACUCCUGAAGGACUAUAUUAAUAUUGCACCAAACGGGAUGAUGUAUGUAAAGGCAGAGAUUCGCAAGUCCCUGCUCGCCAAGAUGUUGACAGAGAUCCUGGAGACCAGAGUCAUGGUCAAAAGCGGCAUGAAGAAGGACAAGGACGACAAGACAUUGCAGCAGCUGCUGAACAAUCGUCAGCUGGCGCUGAAGCUUCUGGCCAAUGUCACCUAUGGCUACACGUCUGCAUCGUUUUCCGGGCGAAUGCCUUGCUCGGAAAUCGCCGACAGCAUCGUCCAGACUGGGAGAGAAACGCUUGAGCGAGCGAUCGCACAGAUCCAUUCUGUCGAGCGGUGGGGCGCAGAGGUCGUUUAUGGCGAUACGGACAGCCUUUUCGUGUACUUGAAGGGGAGGACGAGGGAGCAGGCUUUUGACAUCGGCAACGAGAUCGCAAAGGCGGUCACGGAGAUGAACCCACGACCGAUCAAACUCAAGUUCGAAAAGGUUUAUCACCCUUGCGUGCUUCUAGCGAAGAAACGCUACGUGGGCUACAAGUACGAGAGCAAGGGGCAAGCCAAGCCGGACUUUGACGCAAAGGGCAUCGAGACUGUGCGUCGAGACGGGACGCCCGCGGAGCAAAAGAUUGAGGAAAAGGCGCUCCGGAUGCUCUUCGAGACGGCCGACCUCAGUCAGAUCAAGGCAUACUUCCAGUCGCAGUGCGACAAAAUCAUGCGCGGGGCCGUCUCCGUGCAGGACUUUUGCUUCGCCAAGGAGGUGCGCCUGGGGACGUACUCGGACAAGGGCCCGCCGCCGGCAGGCGCGUUGAUCAGCACCAAGAAGAUGCUCGAGGACGCCCGCGCGGAGCCGCAGUAUGGGGAGCGCGUGCCGUACGUGGUCAUCACGGGCGCGCCGGGGUCGCGGCUCAUCGACCGGUGCGUCGCCCCGGAGGAGCUCCUCGUCAACCCCCACUGGCAGCUCGACGCCGAGUACUACAUCUCCAAGAACCUGAUACCGCCUCUGGAGCGCAUCUUCAACCUGGUGGGCGCCAACGUGCGACAGUGGUACGACGAGAUGCCCAAGGUCCAGCGCGUCGUCCACCACGCAGCAGCAACAACAACAACAACAACAACAGCAGCAGCAGCAGCAGCAGCAACAACGUCAGCGUCUUCGGCGUUGGCGGCGGCACAGGCGGCACAGGCGGCACAGGCGAACAACAGCAAAAGGUCAACAACGCUCGAGUCGUACAUGCGCUCGACCCACUGCCUCGUCUGCAGCGCAAAGUUCGCAGAAGAAGGCCACGCCCUGUGCCCGACCUGCCGCGGCGACGACGCCCCCGCCUCGCUGCUCGCCCUGCAGACGCGCCUCGCCGCCGACGAGCGCGGCUUCCUCGAGCUGCUCGACGUGUGCCGCACCUGCUCGGGCAUGAGCCCGCUCGACGAGGUGCGCUGCGACAGCAAGGACUGCCCCGUCUUCUGGACGCGCAUGAAGCAGCGCACCAAGAUGGUGACCACCAGGGCGGCGGCGGGGCCGGUCAUUCGUGAGCUCGUCGAGCAGUCUAGCAGAGAGCAGUUAGAAUGGUGACGAUGAUGAUGAUAAUGAUGAGGAGGAGGAGGAGGAGGAGAAUGAUGAUAAGCGGUGUGCAUGAUGUGGGUGUUGGAAAACCGUGCUGGGUGGCUGGUGUGCAAGUUUCGAUAUACCCUUGUAGCAGCAAUCCUUGGCACAUUGAUGAUGCACAAUGGAAACAAG